Molecule: messenger RNA, 2075 nt
Organism: Musca domestica (house fly)
Lineage: Eukaryota; Metazoa; Arthropoda; Insecta; Diptera; Muscidae
Gene: stai
Product: stathmin
Exons: 8
Coding region: 860-1771 (303 amino acids)
Biological process (GO): regulation of microtubule polymerization or depolymerization; neuron projection development; microtubule depolymerization
Cellular component (GO): neuron projection; cytoplasm
Molecular function (GO): tubulin binding
Source: RefSeq, a predicted model, not a curated record
AUGUUGUAUGAGUUAGCGAGAGUGUGUGCAUGCCUUAGUGUAAUAGAGUUGCUGUGUGCGGAAAAAAAGGAACUACAGCCAACUUCACUUUAGUUAGAUUUUUGAACGCCAUAGCGAACUGUCAUUGCGACAACUACGCAUAAAUCCGCAAAACGUGAUUCAACAGCAACGAGCAACGUGUGCCGCCGUUUCGUUUGUGUCUUUUUUUCUACGCGAUAGAAAUCUAGAGUCUAGUAGCACAGAAACCAUCCAAAAAGUUUACAAUAAUUGUAGCAAAAGAAACAAAUUUUUGAGAAACCAAAAAAUAAAAAAAAAAAAAACAAAUUCAAGUGUAAAAAUUUGCCAGACACCGCCCUCUUUGGUAAUUUUAUAGCCACAAAUAAAUCAAGCGCUAAAUUUAAACAAAAAGAAAACCUCGAGCAUAUCUUCUGAAACUCAAACCAAAAAAAGAAAAAAAAAAAACAAACAAAAAUAAAAUAUAUCCUCCAACAACACCUGGCUAAAGCUGCAUCAUAAAAUAUAUCAAAGCGUAACGUUUCCUGCUUAAUCUCCCUUCGGCUGCCUUUCUCUCUCUCACUCGGUCAACAACAGCAACUUGUGGUUUAAAAAUAUAUCUCAAUACAACAACAAUAACAAACAAGUGUUCGCCGCCGCCCUCCCUUUGGAAAAACGUGUGAUUUAACCAUCAUCAGUGGCAACAAAUCUCCCCUUUGGCAUUUUUUGGUCCAGCAGUGAGAUUCCCGUAAAUCACGUUCAAUAUCCUCCAAAUACCAAUCUAGCUGCCUAGCUAUCUGUCUGUGUGCGUGCGUUCGUUCGUUCUCUCCCCGUGAAGCAGUAAAAAAAGAAAUCCUUAGUCAUCAUGUUGAUUGGAUUAGUACGCGACUCUGUUAUGCAGUGCUUCUGCCAUACAUGCCGGGCACCCAUACUCCCAGCUGUAUCAAGGAGACAAGCACCAAUUAAAAAAGCUAACAAAAUACGCUCAAAACAACCAAGGUUAUCGAAGAAAGUUAAAUUCAUAACCACUGAGAUUCGCUGCCAGGAAAAGUCACGCGGCGGUUUGAGUUACGAGGUAAUUCUGGCUGAGCCAGCACCCAAUGUAACCAUUCCCAAGAAGCCAGUAACACCUGGCAAAAAUGUCUCAGCCGAAGAAAUUGAGCAGAAAUUGAAGGCCGCUGAAGAAAGACGUAUUUCUUUGGAACAAAAGAAAAUGGCCGAUUUAACUUACAAAUUGGCCAAGAUUGAAGAAGCCACACGCAAAAAGGAUGAGAUCACCAAUGAGUUCAUCAAUCAAACCAAGGAACAAUUGGAAUCGAAAAUGGAACAGCAUGUUGAGAAGCGUGAAGCCAUUAUUAGUGAUUUGAAAGAAAAAUUGAAGAUUCACUCUCAAGAAAUCGAAAAGACUCGCGAACAAUUGGAACAACAAAAAUACAUUGAAAAAAUUGCCAUUGAAGAAAAACUCAAGACCGCUCAAACUUUGCGCGAUGAAAAUAUCAAGAAAAUGUUGGAACGCCUAAAGGAACAUAACACUGUCAAAAUUGCCGAAAUCAAAAAUCAAAUUGAUCAAUUGGAAUCACAAAAAAUCGAGGAGAAGGCCCGCAUUAUUGAAAAUAAAUUAUUUACCGCUGAACAAAAUCGUGAAAAGGAGUUACAAAAGAAAAUUGAAAAAGUUCAAAAGCUCGAGCGCCGAGCUGAGUUGGUACGUCAAAACAAGGCCGCAGCCCAACAGCCAUUGAGCGAAGAUAAUGCAGCACCCAUUGCCUCAUCUGGCUAGAAGACUACAAUAGCAGCGGCAGCAUCAGCAUCAGCAACAACAACGGCAACUAAUUAAUAAAGAAAAAACUACUCAAAUGAAGAAGAAAGUAACGAAGAAUGAAUAAUAAAUUAAAAAAACAAUAAAACUAACACAGCACUAUAAGAGAAAAAACUGCGCUUCAAAUAAUAACAACUUCAACAACAACUUCAAAAUUUAGAGAAGUUUUUGGAAAAUCAAAAUGAUUUUCCAAAGCAAAAACAACACAAUAAAAACAAAAUAAGUUUUCAAAAAUCAUUAACUGCUAAAAAACAAAACAAAGAAA